ACUUGCAAAGGUAAACACGUUGCAGUGCGAAACUUAUUUUAUUUUUUGUAAGGGCUGCGAUUUGAAUAAAAGAAUUGUUCUAAACAAUUACGAGUAAUCGCAACGAAUCAGCAAUGGCCACAAGCGAACGGAAAGGCACCUUUAAGGUGGAAUACCUGCAGAAGAUCGAGCAGGAAGUGCAGCAGCGAUGGGAAACCGAGCGGGUGCACGAGUCGGAUGCGCCAACGGCGCCCAAAAAGCGGCAGGCGGAAAAGUUCUUCGUGACCUUUCCCUUUCCCUACAUGAAUGGACGCCUCCAUCUGGGUCACACCUUCUCGCUGUCCAAGGCGGAGUAUUCCGUGAGGUAUCACCGCCUGAAGGGACGUCGUGUUCUCUGGCCCUUUGGGUUUCACUGCACGGGCAUGCCCAUCAAGGCCUGUGCCGAUAAGUUAACCCGCGAACUGGAGCAGUUCGGCUAUCCCCCCAAGUUCCCCGAGAACCAAGAAGUAGCUCCUGCUCCCGCCGAAACCGCAUCCGAGGUCCCCAAGGACAAGUCAAAGGGAAAGAAGAGCAAGGCGGUGGCCAAGACCGGUGCCGCCAAAUACCAAUGGCAAAUCAUGCAGAGUCUCGGCCUCAAGGACGACGAAAUCAAGGACUUCGCCAAUGCAGAACACUGGCUCAACUACUUCCCACCGCUGGCGGUGCAGGAUCUCAAGAGGAUAGGCGUGCACGUCGAUUGGAGACGCACUUUCAUCACCACCGACGCCAAUCCCUAUUUCGACUCUUUUGUGCGCUGGCAGUUCAAUCACCUCAAGGAGCGUGGCAAGAUCAUGUACGGCAAGAGAUAUACCAUUUACUCGCCCAAGGAUGGACAGCCCUGCAUGGACCACGAUCGCUCCUCCGGCGAGGGAGUGGGUCCUCAGGAAUACACGCUGAUCAAGAUGAAGGUUCUGGAGGCGCCCAAGGCUUUAAGCUCCAUCAAGCAGACCAUUUACAUGGUGGCCGCCACUCUGCGUCCGGAGACCAUGUAUGGCCAGACCAACUGCUGGCUGCAUCCGGACAACAAGUACAUCGCCUGGCAAACCAGCAAAAAUAACGAAGUGUGGAUAAGCACACGUCGAGCAGCCAGAAAUAUGGCUUACCAGGGUUUCACAGCCGAAGAAGGUGAUGUCAAGGUUCUGGCUGAAGUAACUGGCCAAGAUCUUCUUGGAGUUCCCCUCUCGGCUCCUCUGACCCAACACAAAAUCGUCUACACCCUGCCAAUGCUAAGCAUCAAGGAAGAUAAGGGAACUGGAGUGGUCACUUCUGUGCCCUCCGAUUCCCCCGAUGAUUAUGCCGCUCUGGUGGAUCUUCAAAAGAAGGAGGCAUUCCGCCAGAAAUACGGACUGAAGGAUGAGAUGGUGCUGCCCUAUGAGCCCAUUCCCAUCAUCGAAGUGCCGACCCUAGGCAAACUUAGUGCCGUCCAUGCCUACGAAACCCUCAAGAUCCAAUCACAGAACGAUAAGGAUAAGUUAGCCGAAGCUAAGGAAAUGUGCUACCUCAAGAGUUUCUAUGACGGCGUUAUGUUGGUGGGCGAAUUUGCCGGCCGCAAGAUUCAGGAUGUGAAAAAGGAUCUGCAGAAGCGUUUGGUCGAUGCUAAUGAGGCGGACGUUUACUACGAACCGGAGAAGACUAUUAUGUCACGUUCUGCUGAUGAGUGCGUGGUGGCCCUGUGCAACCAGUGGUACCUUAAUUAUGGUGAGCCAGUGUGGCAGGCCCAGGCCACCAAGAUUCUGCAGGACAUGGAGACCUUCCACGAUGAGGCGCGCAACAACUUCGAAGCCUGUUUGAACUGGCUGCACGAGUACGCAUGCUCCAGGACCUACGGCCUAGGAACCAAACUGCCUUGGGAUGAUAAGUGGCUGAUUGAGUCCCUCUCGGAUUCCACCAUCUACAUGGCCUUCUACACGGUUGUACACUUGCUGCAGGGCGGCACUUUCCGCGGUGAAAAGCCAGGACCUUUUGGCAUCAAACCGUCCGACAUGACCGCUGAGAUCUGGGACUACAUCUUCUUCAAGGAAACCCCACUGCCAAAAAAGACGGCCAUUAAACAGGAAUAUCUUGCUGUUUUGCGUCGCGAAUUCGAAUACUGGUAUCCGAUGGAUCUGCGCGUCUCUGGCAAGGAUCUCAUCCAGAACCACUUGACCUUCUGUCUGUACAAUCAUGCAGCCAUUUGGCCAAAUGACGAGACCAAGUGGCCCAAAGGAAUGCGUGUAAAUGGUCACCUGUUGCUCAAUUCUUCAAAGAUGUCCAAAUCUGAUGGAAACUUCCUUACCCUAACCGAAGCUGUGGACAAAUUCUCAGCCGAUGGAAUGCGCCUUUGUUUGGCUGACGCUGGCGACAGCGUGGAGGAUGCAAAUUUUGUGGAGAGCACUGCUGAUGCAGGCAUCCUGCGUCUGUACACUUUCAUUGAGUGGGUAAAGGAGAUGCUAGAUAACAAGUGCAGUUUGAGAAAGGGUUCAGAUAAGACCUUCAAUGAUAAGGUAUUCCUGAGCGAGCUCAAUUUGAAAACCCAACAAACGGACGAGAAUUACCGGAAGAUGUUGUUCAAGGAGGCUUUGAGAAGUGGCUUUUACGAACUCCAGUUGGCCAGGGAUAAGUACAGUCAGCUGUGUGGAGCCCAAGGAAUGCACGAGGAUCUGGUGCUUGAGUUUAUCCGCAGGCAAGCUCUGUUAGUAUCUCCGAUUUGUCCACAUAUGGCGGAGCACGUUUGGGGACUGCUGGGUAACAACGAGUCCAUUGUUCAUGCUCGUUGGCCUGAAGUUGGAGACAUCAACGAAGUAGAUAUCCUGUGCUCGGAGUAUCUCAUGGAAGCGGCACACUCGUUCCGUUUGAACCUGAAGAACUUGCUGCAAUUUAAGGGCAAGGCUGGAAAAGAUAAAUCUGCGGAUGUCCAAACAGCGAAACCGAAUAGAGGACUUAUCUGGGUGGCUAAGACUUAUCCUCCCUGGCAGUGCUGUGUCCUGGAUACCAUGAAGGAGUUGUUCAACAAAUCCCAAGCCCUGCCGGAUAACAAAGUCAUCGCUGCUACACUGCAACAAAAGGCUGAAUUGAAGAAGUUUAUGAAACGCGUAAUGCCCUUCGCCCAGAUGAUUCGCGAGAAGGUGGAAUCUGGCAAGGGGGUGGCUGCUUUGGCCGUCACAUUGGAGUUCGACGAGCGCCAGGUGCUGAUCAGUAAUCUGGAGUAUCUGAAAAACACACUGGAUCUCGACGUCUUGGAAAUUAAGUAUACCGAUGAUUCCUCUGCGCCGGAGAAAACUCGUGAGGAAGUACGUCCUGGGUCGCCCUUCAUCAGUUUCUCAGUGGCACCCAAUGUGAGCGUGGAGCUGACGAAUCCCAUCGAGCGCUCCUCGUUCUUCCAGGUCAACACCGUCAUUUCUGAAGGCGACACCGUGCAGUCACUCCGCGAGAAGCUAUCCAAGAUCAUUGGUCUCAAGACUGACACGGCUAACCUUAAGAUCUGGUCUUAUAACGAUCCCCUUCUGGGCCCCAGGAAGAUACCCAACUUUGAGGACUACAAAGCGGGAAAGUCUUUGCUCGGCGAGGGCAACUUUAUCCUGGAUGUGGCGACUAAGAAAGUGAGCCUGGAGCAGGCCGGAAAAUUGACGGAAGUGGGGAGAAAUCUGAUAUACGUGGUGGAUUGAAUCGAAAAGCAUCACAAGCUUUAAUAAUUUAUUCAUAAAAUGAAACUGAAACCUUGUAAAACAAAUCCUUGGCUAUUAAUGUACUGUGAGACGUUUGUGCCCUAUCAAAGAAAUGAAAAUUAAACUUACAAAAGUAAUUGUAUCAAAUGUAUUUCUAAUUUAAAACCUUGUACAGAAAACCAUUACAUGCGGUACUAAAAGUGUC
This is a messenger RNA of Drosophila rhopaloa, 3867 nucleotides long. It is a transcript of the gene LeuRS, whose product is annotated as leucine--tRNA ligase, cytoplasmic. Bases 114 to 3662 code for a protein of 1182 amino acids. Gene Ontology annotation, molecular function: leucine-tRNA ligase activity; aminoacyl-tRNA deacylase activity; ATP binding. The transcript has 6 exons. The record is from RefSeq and is a predicted model, not a curated record. Lineage: Eukaryota; Metazoa; Arthropoda; Insecta; Diptera; Drosophilidae. Gene Ontology annotation, biological process: leucyl-tRNA aminoacylation.